AUGGCCUCCUUUCGCGAUCACUAUCACCGCUCGCGCAUCUCGACGCUGCUCAAGUUUCUCGCUGCCGCCUGCGUCUUCCUCUACUUCUGUUCCGUCUAUAGCUGGCUACCUGUUACUGGCAACAACAAUAAAGGCUUUUAUAUUUCUCCAAACUAUGUGCCCGAAAACCGAACAAUAACCGCCGAAGACCGUGCAAUUGUCGUCCCAAAGACGAGAGGAGAAAACAUCGACUGGCUCCUGCCCUUCUGUCAAGACUAUGGAUGCACGCCUUUCGUUUACAGCAUGGAGCCUGAAACCGAAGAGGGCCUGCUGGUUCCCGCCACCACCCAGGGCCACGAGGCUGCUGCAUACCUGACCUACAUUACGCAAUAUUACGACUCCCUACCCCCCUACGUCAUCUUCGUCCACGCCAACGAUGAUCAAUGGCAUAACGAGCUGUUUGGCCCCAAGACGAGUACUGCAUUGCGCUUCCUCCGCUACGAAUCGGUCGACGCCAACGGCUUUGUCAACUUGCGAUGCACUGGCAUUCCUGGCUGCCCCAACACCCUUGUCCCCGUCCACCGGGAGCCUGUCGAUGACGAGUACGCCUAUGUUAACAAUGCCUUUUUCCAGCUGUACUCGCAUCUGCUGCAGGUGCCAAUGGACCAGGUCCCCGAGAGGGUCGGCCACCUGUGUUGCGGUCAAUUUGUCGUGACCCGCGAGCGCAUCCAGGCCCGCCCGCGUGAAGCCUACGAACGUAUCCUCAACUGGGCUGCCAACACCGACUUUACUGACAGCUACGGAAUCGGUUGGACUAUUGAAAAACUCUGGCACGUUCUGUUUGGAAUGGAGCCUGUGAACUGCCCCCGCCUCGAACAGUGCCGCUGUGACAACUACGGCUGGUGUGGUCCUCUGCCCUCGGGCGAGAUCUUGACCCCCAUCAUGCCUUGA
This is a messenger RNA of Talaromyces rugulosus, 930 nucleotides long. RefSeq lists its product as uncharacterized. Bases 1 to 930 code for a protein of 309 amino acids. The record is from RefSeq and is a predicted model, not a curated record. NCBI's taxonomy places the organism in Eukaryota, Fungi, Ascomycota, Eurotiomycetes, Eurotiales, Trichocomaceae. The transcript has 4 exons.